Opisthocomus hoazin is the source of this 942-nucleotide messenger RNA. The record is from RefSeq and is a predicted model, not a curated record. NCBI's taxonomy places the organism in Eukaryota, Metazoa, Chordata, Aves, Opisthocomiformes, Opisthocomidae.
AUGGCCACUGGCGAGCAGUUGCCCAAACCACCGUUAACCUGGCUUUCCAAUGAACCCGUGUGGGUUGACCAGUGGCCCAUGAAAGAAGAGCGACUGCAAGUAAUGAGACAAUUAGUAGCAGAACAGCUCACUGCAGGCCACAUCAGGCCUUCAGUUAGCCCAUGGAACACCCCCAUUUUCGUCAUUCCGAAAAAGAGUGGUAAAUGGCGUCUCUUACAUGAUUUGCGUAAAAUAAAUGAGCAAAUGCAACCCAUGGGAGCUUUACAACCUGGAAUGCCAUCACCUGCCAUGCUGCCAGCAGGUUGGCAAGUAAUCACUGUUGACUUAAAGGAAUGUUUCUUUACUAUUCCUUUGCAUCCGCAAGACACUCAGCGAUUUGCCUUUUCGAUACCGGUUACCAACAAAGCAGCAUCUUCAGAACGAUAUGAGUGGGUUGUUCUGCCAUAGGGCAUGAGAAACUCACCCAUGCUAUGUCAACUUUAUGUGGCUUGGGCAUUAUCCCCCCUCAGAAAACAAUGGCUGAACACGAUCAUUUAUCAUUAUAUGGAUGACAUCCUUUGCUGCCAACAAGAAGCGUUCGACGACAAUUCCUUGACGCAGCUGACUACUGUUUUAGCCAGCAAAGGCCUUGUUGUCGCCCUGGAAAAAGUCCAGCGAUCUGCACCAUGGAAUUAUCUUGGAUGGCGCAUUUCUGAUGCCAAGAUCAAACCACAAAAAGUGGAGCUAGCAACGAACUUGCAUACGCUAACUGAUGUACAGACUUUACUCGGAGAUAUCCAGUGGGUGCACAACUGUGCUGGCAUUUCCAAUGCUGAGAUUGCACCGUUAACCUUACUGCUACGCAGUUCACACCCCAGCACUGAGAUCACCCUAUCAGAGACACAACAAACAGCUUUGCAACACAUCGUACAGAAGCUUCAAGCAGCCUGGACUGCUAGAUGA